AUGGCGAUAGCUUCGCUCCUCGUCCAGUCAAAGAAGAAACGGGAGGACCUGAUAGAGAGCGGCUACAACAGAUGGGCCAAUGACGACCAGGGGCUCCCCGAUUGGUUCGAGAGCGAUGAAGCUAGACACUACCAGAAACAGAUCCCCAUCUCCAAGGAGAUGGUUGCCGAGUAUCGUGCCCAGCUACGAGCCAUCAAUGCCCGACCAAUCAAAAAGGUCGCAGAGGCAAAAGCGAGGAAGAAGCAGAAGGCAAUGAGACAGCUGGCCAAGGCCAAGAAGCGAGCCGAGGGCAUCACGGAUACGGAGGACAUGUCCGAGCGCGAGAAAAUGCAGCACAUCAAGCAGAUUUACAAGAAGGCAGGGGUUCUCGGGAAGAAGAAACCGGAGGUGAAGUAUGUGGUGGCAAAGAGGGGGCUGGCUGGGAAGAAAGCCGUGCGACCGGCUGGGGUGAAAGGUCGUUAUCGUCAGGUGGACCCUCGCAUGAAGAAGGACAAUCGGACGAUGAAAAUGAAGGCUAAAGCUGGCUCCAAACAGAGGGGAGGGAAAAAGAAGAGCAGAUGA
Messenger RNA from Geodia barretti, 561 nucleotides. NCBI's taxonomy places the organism in Eukaryota, Metazoa, Porifera, Demospongiae, Tetractinellida, Geodiidae. The record is from the annotation of a GenBank genome assembly.